Drosophila mauritiana is the source of this 1708-nucleotide messenger RNA. RefSeq names its product protein disulfide-isomerase A3. Lineage: Eukaryota; Metazoa; Arthropoda; Insecta; Diptera; Drosophilidae. The record is from RefSeq and is a predicted model, not a curated record. The coding region runs from base 150 to 1619 and encodes 489 amino acids. Gene Ontology annotation, biological process: response to endoplasmic reticulum stress; protein folding. Gene Ontology annotation, molecular function: protein disulfide isomerase activity. Gene Ontology annotation, cellular component: endoplasmic reticulum. The transcript has 4 exons.
GCGACGUGGCGAAAGAGGCACAAAGCGAACUCAAUCGUUGAAAAAUACCGAACCGGUCCGGUACUCAGUUUUUUGUUGUAGAAGUAGGCGGUCGACGGCCUAGUUGAACUUGAAUUAUUCACCGAUAUCGCUUCAAGUGAACUCCAAUAAUGAUGUGGCGCCUCGCUGGAGUGCUCCUACUGGGCUUCAUCGCCAUCUCGUCCGGAGCGGAGCAGGAUGUCCUGGAACUGGGGGACGACGACUUCGCCACCACCCUGAAACAACACGAGACGACGCUAGUCAUGUUCUAUGCCCCCUGGUGCGGCCACUGCAAGCGAUUGAAGCCCGAGUACGCCAAGGCGGCGGAGAUCGUGAAAGACGAUGAUCCGCCAAUCAAACUGGCCAAGGUUGACUGUACGGAAGCUGGAAAGGAAACGUGCAGCAAGUACUCCGUCAGCGGCUACCCAACGCUGAAGAUCUUCCGUCAGGAUGAGGUGUCGCAGGACUACAAUGGACCACGCGAAGCCAGCGGCAUUGCCAAGUACAUGCGCGCCCAAGUGGGACCCGCCUCAAAGACCGUGCGCACCGUUGCCGAGCUGAAGAAGUUCCUGGACACCAAGGACACCACGCUGUUCGGCUACUUCAGCGACAGCGACUCCAAGCUGGCCAAGAUUUUCCUGAAGUUCGCCGAUAAGAACCGUGAGAAGUACCGCUUUGGACAUUCCAGCGAAAAGGAAGUCCUCGAAAAGCAGGGCGAAACCGACAAGAUUGUGCUUAUUCGUGCGCCCCAUUUGAGCAACAAGUUCGAGUCAUCUUCUAUUAAGUUCGAGGGUAGCUCCGAGUCCGAUCUGUCUACCUUUGUCAAGGAGAACUUCCAUGGUCUUGUGGGACACCGCACUCAGGAUUCGGUCAAGGACUUCCAGAACCCCUUGAUCACUGCCUACUACAGCGUGGACUACCAGAAGAACCCCAAGGGAACGAACUACUGGCGCAACCGUGUGCUCAAGGUGGCCAAGGAGUUUGUGGGUCAAAUCAACUUUGCGAUCGCCUCCAAGGAUGACUUCCAGCAUGAGUUGAACGAGUACGGCUACGAUUUCGUUGGCGACAAGCCAGUGGUAUUGGCUCGCGACGAAAAGAAUCUCAAAUACGCCCUGAAGGACGAGUUCUCAGUGGAGAAUCUGCAGGACUUCGUCGAGAAGCUGCUGGCGAAUGAGCUGGAGCCGUACAUUAAGAGUGAGCCUAUUCCCGAGUCGAACGACACUCCCGUCAAGGUGGCCGUCGCCAAGAACUUCGACGAUCUGGUUAUCAACAACGGCAAAGACACGCUGAUUGAGUUCUACGCCCCAUGGUGCGGCCACUGCAAGAAGCUGACUCCCAUCUACGAGGAGCUGGCCGAGAAGCUGCAGGACGAAGAUGUGGCCAUCGUCAAGAUGGACGCCACCGCCAACGACGUGCCGCCGGAGUUCAACGUGCGCGGCUUCCCCACCCUCUUCUGGCUGCCCAAGGACGCCAAGAACAAGCCAGUCAGCUACAACGGAGGUCGCGAGGUAGAUGACUUCCUUAAGUACAUCGCCAAGGAGGCGACCACAGAACUGAAGGGCUUCGACCGCAGCGGCAAGCCCAAGAAGACCGAGCUCUAAGCUGCACGCCGGGUUGAACUGGCCGCCAACUAGCAUUUCCAUAUUUUUGUAAAAUCGAAUGCAUUCUCCACAAUACUUGAGCAAAAAAA